UAGAGAGAGAGAGGGGUGUGUGUGUGUGUGUGCGUGUGUUCUCAGUUUCUCUUGCUCAACAUACUACAAUCAACAACUUUUGACAGCUCCAGAAAAAGAAGAUGAGAUGCAGUCUUUUUUUCCAGUUGUUCGUCUGUUUUUCUCACCUAAGGGGAACGCUGAUGUGCCUGAAUAUGACAGAUGGUCAUAAUUACAGGUUGGAGUGUUUGAGCGAUUAUCUCUACACCAUCAGGUGUGAGUUGAACAUGACCUCUGAGCCAGGACCCCGUGAUGCCCUCUGCUGGCUGGAAUUCCAUUAUGAAUCGGAGACAUUCGAGUGUGCGUUCACGUCCCAGACAUACUCAUGGCUGUGCGUGCUGAACCUGUAUACACGGGUUGAACACACGUUCAUGGACACGGACAUCUUCCAGAUCUCGCUUAACUACAGUUUCCAUGGCAACAAUGGAUCAACAGUGCUGAAGAAAGACUACAUGCCAGUAAAGAACAUUCAGCCUGUCCCACCAUCGAAGCUGAUGUUGCUAUGGAAACCAGAUGAGGCUGUUUUCCACUGGCUCAGCGGCUAUAAUGAAAACGUGAUGCUCGUCCCGUUCCUCCAGUACCAACUCAGCAUACACAGAACGAACAAGGUGUUGGACGUCCACUCCUUUCAAACCAAUGUGUCGGUGCCGAUGUCCACAUUUGAGCCUGACACUAACUACACAGCACACUUGCGCUCAGCGCCUUAUGGGACAUCUUACAAGGGCGUUUGGAGUCACUGGGGUCCCGCCAUUUACUGGAGAACUAGACGCACUAAAAAAGUAAAACUUGAUACAGCAGCUACGGGCCCAGAAGCAGACCCUCUGGAUAUGUCUUACGCUAGAGUCUGGCUGGCUCUGUUCUUACUGCCGCUGAUAUUGUUCUGCUACUUUUCAUACACCAGGUGGAAAAGGUAUGUACUGAACCCAGGUCCUGCUCCUCAUAUUGGAGAUUUCAAAUGUUUGGGGAUGCUGCCAGAGAAUGUGGGUGAACUGUUACAAAAGGAGGAGUCUCUACAGAUUGACCACUUGACUGAAGAACCGAAUCCCACCCAGUAUAAAAACAUGAGUAACGUUAAUGACAGCUCAGGCCACACCCACAUCACUGGCUCACCCAGAUCUCCAAGCACUCCUCAGUUUUCUGUGGAUUCAAAGGUCAGCAUGAGUAGCUGGAUGCAGGUUUUGAUGUCAGCAGAGAACGGGAGUGUGACGUACAGCGAUGACUACUGCACGCUCUCGCACGCCCUUAGUGAACAUGCUGUUAACACACACAAGCACUAAACAGGACAACACGUGUAUUCUGAACAACCGCAUACAAGCUGGGAAUGUUCACAGGUAUCACACCCACACCUUAAUGAUGACACGUCUUUAUACAGCAGUUAAUAGUUGCUUGACUGAAGGAGGACAUUUUGGACUUUGAAAUGAAAGCAUUUUUCUGGAAAGCAUCGUAUUAUUGUAAUAAUCGUCAUCAGCAGCAGCGUUUCAUUUGAUUGCAUUUCUAUCAGAACUUCUGCUCACAGAAAGGUAGCAAAGCUCAGCUCACUGUUGUGAUACUCCCUCAGUAACUCAGCCUCAGAUUUUGCUCCCACAAUCCAAUGAAUGUAUCAAAUCUUUUGUGCACUUUUCUGGCCACAAGCUUCAGAAUCUUGAAAGUGGGUUAUUUCCAGCAAGAAAGGAAAGUGAGCUUCUUGGAAACCCAUAUUUGAAAGAUAUUCCAGAUGCCAUCCACCCCAAAGGAAUUUUGAACAAUCCCACCCACUCCCAAGAAAUCCCUGCCUGCACAAUCGGGCCUGCUCCAAAAGGAAUUUUCGACCAAUCCAGCUCGCUCUCAAAGAAAUUCGGAACUAUCCCACUCACUCCUGAAGCAAUUCAGAAUAAUCCAGUCCAUUCCCAAAGUAAUUCUCACCAACCCCGCCCACCCCAGAAGGAAUUAUGCUUGCUCUCAAACAAGUUCUGAACAAUCCCACCCACUCCUGAAGGAACUGUGAAAGGAAUUCUGGACAAUCCCAUCCACUCCCGAAGAAAUUCUGACCAAUCCUGCCUGUUCCUACAUGUAUAUGUCUGCAAUAUCGUCUAAUGUGCUUAGUCAUUUAAACGACACCCAUGAUGACCAGAAUAUAGCAUAUACCAUGGAUGAAUGGAUGUGGUAAAGACGAAAUCCGCUGUAUCCAAUACGUUCCUAUGUUAAUGAACCUGGCCUGACUGUCCUAAGAGAUUCAUAUCUAAACUAAUUUAUUUCCCAGACAUUCAUUAGACAUUAAACAAAGCAGUAACUAGAAAGGGACAAAAAGUAUUCAUGUGCAUUUCUUUAAUACAUCACAUUUGUAAUUGUUGGCAAAUCGCUUUACUCCUUGCAUAUUUGUCAUAUCGUUUUGGAAGUUGAAGUCGUAGGUUUAAGAAGAACUUUCUCGUGUUGGCUGGUUCUGUAUAUCAUAUACUGCUGCACUCACGUCACGUCUGAGAAUUUGGGAGGACAUAAAAUCUUCAUUAUUUAGAACAAUUUAUGCAAGUUAAUUGCUAAGUAAAUAAGUUUAUUAAAUACCAUGUAUCAGUAUAUCUAUCUUUUGUCUAACUCCUAUUAUCAAGUCUCACCAAAAAUAAAGGUCUUUAUACACUUCAUUGUGUAUUAUGUUUAAUAAAAUAAAAUCACAGAA
Molecule: messenger RNA, 2668 nt
Organism: Ictalurus punctatus (channel catfish)
Lineage: Eukaryota; Metazoa; Chordata; Actinopteri; Siluriformes; Ictaluridae
Product: interleukin-4 receptor subunit alpha
Exons: 10
Coding region: 102-1295 (397 amino acids)
Biological process (GO): immunoglobulin mediated immune response; cytokine-mediated signaling pathway
Cellular component (GO): external side of plasma membrane
Molecular function (GO): cytokine receptor activity; protein binding
Source: RefSeq, a predicted model, not a curated record